AUGCUCUUUCGCCGGAGAGGGUCUCCUUUCCGGCUUCAACUUUACGAUGGUGCCCCUAAUGGCAACGGCUACGUCGACUACCAGUCUCGCGCUGAUGCCGAUGCCCGCGGCCUCGUUGACAUCACCAACAGCGGUGCCGUUGUUCUGAGGGCCGAUAGCCGGGAGCAGGUCCCUCCUGGUGCCACCGGUCGUGCCAGCAUCCGCCUUACGAGCAAGGAGGCCUACAACCAUGGCCUCUUCAUCGGUGACUUUGCUCACAUGCCCAAGGCCCAGUGCGGCGUCUGGCCUUCGUUCCUCGCUCAGGGCAAGGGCGACGUUUCCCUCAUCCAGGGUGCCAACGUGGCUGACCACAACCUCUUGAACAGCCACACUGGCCCCAACUGCCUUGUCCCCACCACCGACGAGGUUGCUUACAGCGGUGAGCUCAUCAACAACGACUGCAACUCCGCCAACUUCAACGGCCUCACUGGCUGCAACGUUGUCGACUAUAACCCCGCCAGCUACGGCGAUGGUUUCAACGCCGGCGGCGGUGGCGUCUACGCCCUCCAGUGGGACUCGGAGUACAUCAAGAUUUGGAACUUCCCCGCGGCUCGAUCCCCGCCGACAUCGCCUCCAAGACUCCCGAUCCUUCCAAGUGGGAACUUCUGCGGUGAUCUCACUUCUCUUCGCUGGGGCAGCCAGUGCGAGGCCCAAUAUGGCGAAUGCCGGGGCUACGUCGGCCAGAACCCCUCGGAAUUCUCCGAUGCCUACUGGGAGGUGAACUACAUCGAAGUCUACGAGACCGCCGAGAAGCCCGGCCCCAAGCCCGGCCCCAAGCCUGAUGACAAGAACAAGGGCCAGCCUCACGGAGGCAAGGUCAAGCCUGGUCCCGGCGGCGAGGAGGAAGAGGACGACCACAGCAAGAACGGCGGUGGCGCUUGGGGCAAGGGCAAGCCCCAGCCUGCUGGUAACGGUGGCAAUGGCGGCAACGGCGGCAACGGAGGUAACGGUGGUGACGCCGGCGGCCACUGGCCGCGCCCCGCUGGCAAACCGGACUUCCAUUUCCCCAAGAACGGCACCCAUUGCAAGGGCCCUGGCUGCGGAGCUUGGGGCAGCGGCAGCGGCAACGGAGGCCACGGAGGCAACGGCGGCAACGGCGGUGGUAACGGCGGAAAUGGUGGCCACGGAGGCAACGGCGGAAACGGAGGCAAUGGCGGCGGCCGCGGCGGUGGCAGCGGUGGCAAUGGCGGAAACGGAGGCAACGGAGGCAACGGUGGCAACGGUGGCGGCCGCGGCGGUGGUGGCAAUGGCGGCAAUGGAGGCGACGGUGGCAACGGAGGCAAUGGUGGUGGCCGCGGCGGUGGCAGCGGCGGCAACGGCGGAAACGGAGGCAACGGUGGCAACGGCGGCAAUGGCGGUGGCCGCGGUGGUGGUGGCAAUGGCGGCAACGGAGGCGACGGUGGCAACGGCGGCAAUGGUGGUGGCCGCGGCGGUGGCAGCGGCGGCAACGGAGGCAAUGGUGGUGACGGCGGAAAUGGAGGCAAUGGCGGUGGCCGCGGCGGUGGCAACGGCGGCAACGGCGGCAACGGUGGUAACGGCGGAAAUGGAGGCAACGGCGGUGGCCGCGGAGGUGGUAGCGGUGGUAACGGCGGCAACGGAGGCAACGGAGGCAACGGCGGCAACGGUGGUGGCCGUGGUGGUGGUGGCAACGGCGGCAACGGCGGCAACGGUGGUAACGGUGGAAAUGGAGGCAACGGAGGCAACGGAGGCAAUGGUGGUAAUGGAGGCAACGGCGGAAACGGCGGACACGGAGCCCCCCACCCCGGUCCCGGCCCCGCCAACAAGACGCACGGAAAGCCCCAUAUCCCGGUCGUCGCCGGCGCUGCCACCGUUAGCGGUGGUCUCAUCGGAGCCGUCACUGCCCUCGCCGGUUUCCUUGCCUUCUUCCUCUAA
This is a messenger RNA of Parascedosporium putredinis, 1932 nucleotides long. The record is from the annotation of a GenBank genome assembly. NCBI's taxonomy places the organism in Eukaryota, Fungi, Ascomycota, Sordariomycetes, Microascales, Microascaceae.